Messenger RNA from Pestalotiopsis fici W106-1, 1179 nucleotides. RefSeq names its product Dihydroceramide delta(4)-desaturase. Gene Ontology annotation, biological process: ceramide biosynthetic process. The transcript has a single exon. Gene Ontology annotation, molecular function: sphingolipid delta-4 desaturase activity. The coding region runs from base 1 to 1179 and encodes 392 amino acids. Gene Ontology annotation, cellular component: membrane. Lineage: Eukaryota; Fungi; Ascomycota; Sordariomycetes; Amphisphaeriales; Sporocadaceae. The record is from RefSeq and is a predicted model, not a curated record.
AUGGCACCCUCAAAGACGUCCUCAACCGUCACUGCCGCCGCGACCGGCAAGGACCAGCAGCAGCCAAAGGUUGUCAAGCUGAACGCGCAGGUCCCCGAUGGCGACAAGCCAAGCAAGGGCAUUGAGCAGGAGAAGAAUUACAGAGACUUCUUUUGGACUUACACGGAGGAGCCGCACCGCACCCGGCGCCUGGCCAUCAUCAAAGCCCACCCCGAGGUGACGAAGUUGUGCGGUCCUGAGCCCUUGACCAAAUAUGUCGUGCUCUUUGUCGUGUCGCUCCAGAUCUUCUGCGCCUAUCUGCUCCGCAACACGUCCUUCUUCUCACUACCCUUCUGGGCUCUGGCCUAUGUUGUGGGCGCGACCGCCAACCAGAACCUCUUCCUGGCCAUCCACGAGAUCUCGCACAACCUCGCCUUCCGCUCGCCGACCGCCAACCGCCUGUUCGCCAUUCUCGCCAACCUGCCCAUUGGCAUCCCCUACAGCGCCUCCUUCCGCCCCUACCACCUGACGCACCACAAGUCGCUCGGCGUCGAUGGGCUAGACACGGACUUGCCUACCGCCCUCGAGGCCGUCUUUCUCGACUCCAUCCUCGGGAAGGCCUUCUUCUGCACGUUCCAGAUCUUCUUCUACGCCGUCCGUCCCAUGGCCGUCUACGCCGUGCCCUUUACCUGGGUCUCGGCCGUCAAUGUGGCCACGCAGGUGCUUUUCGACACCAUUAUCCUGCGCACCCUGGGCGCGCAGUCGCUGCUCUACUUUUUGCUAUCGUCGUUCCUGGCGGGCUCGCUGCACCCCCUAGCGGGCCAUUUUAUCGCCGAGCACUACGUCUACUCGACCGUGACACCUACACAGGCGGACCCCGACAACAAGGUGCCGAUCCCCGAGACCUACUCGUACUAUGGCGUAGGCAACUGGUUCACCUACAAUGUCGGCCUGCACAAUGAGCACCACGACUUCCCCGCCAUCCCCUGGACCCGCCUGCCCAAGCUCUACGAGAUUGCCCGCGAGUUCUACGAACCCCUGCCCCAGCACCGCAGCUGGAGUUAUGUUAUUUGGCAGUUCAUCUUUGACGACAAUGUGGGCAUCCGUUGCCGUGUCAAGAGGAAGGAAGGUGGCAGACUUGUUGGCGCUGGUGGAACCAAGAAAGUAGACGACUGGAAGGAGACUGAGAUUGAGGCCUAA